Messenger RNA from Penicillium maclennaniae, 1338 nucleotides. Its product is annotated as RING-H2 finger protein. The transcript has 3 exons. Lineage: Eukaryota; Fungi; Ascomycota; Eurotiomycetes; Eurotiales; Aspergillaceae. The record is from RefSeq and is a predicted model, not a curated record. Bases 1 to 1338 code for a protein of 445 amino acids.
AUGUCUCGCACCGAGGAGUCCGAUUCGCAGGCGUCGGUUGCCACGCUAUUUGCGGGGCCGGGCAGCGCCUCAAAUUCUACUUCGUCAGUCAGCGAAAAUGUCGGAUUUCGUUUCGUUCUGGACAGAACAGUUCAAACCCUCUCAAGCAACGGUCUUCCUGACUCUGGAUCGUUUUCCGGCCUCUUGUUCGUUCCCAAUCUUUCACCACAAGAUCCGUGCAACUCGAUCGUUUCCCAAUACGUACCCUCCAACGUGACUCGUCACCAAGACGUGACAGGCUACGGUUACCCGAUUAUUGGUCUCGCUCCGUGGGUGACCCCAGAGUGUACUCAAUCGUUUCUCUCUGCUUCACGUGAAGUCAAAGCAGAGGCACUCGUUUUCUUCCAACCGUCAAGCAACGACUCGGGAAUCCCGCCACCUCAAAGCGAUCAGCGGUGGGAUUUACACGACGGAGACCAGUGGAGAAAGCAAAACAACUAUCCGAUCUACGCAAUUCCUGGUCCAGCUGGCGUGACUCUCAUGAACGAGCUUGCAUGGUUCUCGGAUGGAAGGUCCAACCACAGCAGUAGUGACGACAACACAUCAACAGAACCUUCACGUCAAGGAACAAGUCAACGCCUUUUCACAAUGCUUGACACCGAAACCCCCUCUUCUCAACAGCCGGGAUUGUGGAGCUUUGUACUCGCAAUUCUGGGUACAAUUGUUGGCUUGAGCCUCGUCCUUGUGGUACUCUACCGCUUCCUCCAGCGCCGUCGCCGCCAAAUCCUCGUACAGCGAAUUGAGACUGGCCAGGUCGACGUCGAACGCCUGGCCAUGUCCAUCCUUCGUGUUCCUCGUGAGCUCGUCGAUAAAUUGCCCAUUUACACCUACACCGGCGAAGCACCUAUCAUGGUGCCAGUCACUCCUAAGGAAGAGGUUAAAGAGGAAGUGAAAACCAGUGUGACCGAGGUGGAUGGCACACCGUCGUUAUCCAGCAGCCCGUCCAGCAGCCUGUCCAGUAGCCAGUCUAAAAGCCCGCCCAAGGUCACCGGUAUCCGGCAUCCAGAGCCAGCAGUAAUCAAACCGGAAACGAAUCAACCUGCACCCUCGACAAACCAGCACUGGGACUUGCAGACCUCGUGUGCGAUCUGCCUCGAUGAGUUCGUGAUCGGCUCAUCUCAACUCCGCGAGCUGCCGUGUGGCCACGUAUUUGACCCACCCUGUAUCGAUCAGUAUUUGAUUGAGCAGAGUAGUCAGUGCCCUCUCUGUAAGAAGAGCGUUCUGCCGGCGGGAUCCUUUCAAAUACCGGUGACCAACGCCCUAGUCCGGCGAGAGCAUGCAGCGCGGAACCAGGAAUGA